CUUUCAUUCCUCUUCUCUCUCAGCUCUCACCUCAUCUCCGCUCUCUUAUUAUAUUUUCUCCAUUUCUCUGAAUUGCACUGAUCAAUUGAAGCAGCCAUGGACAUUGAGCAAACUGAAGCUCCCCCUUCUUCUAUGGCAGCCGAAGACCAAUCUGCAGCCAAAUCUUCUGCAAAUUUCGUUGAGUCUGAGGAUGGGAAACUGAGACUCUUGGAUUCUUACACCAGAGAUGGAUCAACAGAUAGGCAUGGAAAACCCGCGCUGAAGAGGAAAACUGGAGGAUGGAAAUCGGGAAUACUGCUGUUAGUGAGUGAAGGAUUGGCCGCGCUUGCCUUCACCGGUGUGGAAGUAAACAUGGUCCUCUUCUCCAAGUCCGUCAUGAGAAAAUCAAACGCGGAUGCUGCAAACUUGUUCAGCAGGUGGAUGGGAACACUUUACAUUUUCGCGCUCUUUGGGGCUUUCCUCAGCGACUCCUACAUGGGAAGAUAUCUCACCUGCAUCAUCUUCCUCGCUGUCAUGAACUUUGGAUUGGUGGCGCUGUCGCUGUUAACUCACAUGUUCAUGCUUGAGCCCGAGGGGUGUGGGAGGAUAGGAGAAGUGUGCAAUUCACAGUCAAGGAUUGAAGUUGCAAUGUACUAUGUAUCUAUAUAUUUACUAGCUAUAGGGAGUGGGUCGAUAGAACCUGUACUGGCAACGUUAGGAGCGGAUCAAUUCGAUGAAGAAGAUCCCGAGGAGAGCAAAUCGAAGACGAAAUUCUUCAGCUACUUUUAUGUUGCACUGAACCUUGGAUCCCUGGUUGCAGAGACAGUCUUGGUGUAUAUUGAGAAUCUCGGGAAAUGGGUACUCGCGUUUUGGAUAUCUACCUCGUGUGGCUUCGUCUCGUUGAGCUUGCUGAUAGCUGGGGCGUAUAGAUACCGCCAUAUUCGGCCUUUCAACAACCCGGUUUGCAGAUUCUGUCAGGUGAUUGUGGCUUCCCUGAGAAAAUUGAAGCUUCAAGUCCCCUUACAUGGAGAAGGAUUGUAUGAAGUUCAUGGAAGAGCAGAGAAAUGCAACAGAAGAAUCUCACAUACAGAUGGUUUCGAGUUCCUUGAUCGAGCUGCUAUCAUGGUCUCAUCCGACAUGACAUUGUUGCCCGACAAAACCCGAGUCCCAAAUCCCUGGAGAUUAUGCACCGUCACUCAAGUCGAAGAAGUCAAGUGUGUUCUGAGGCUUCUCCCAAUAUGGGUUUGCACCAUAUUAGCAUCCAUAAUGUUUGUGCAGGUGCUUUCGCUCUUCGUCGAGCAAGGGGCCGCCAUGAACACCAAGAUCGCCGACUUUGACAUGCCGCCCGCCAGCAUGACCUCGUUCGACAUCAUAAGCACAUCCACCUUCAUCAUCUGCUACGAGAACAUCAUACUUCCCGUGUACAUCAAGCUGAUGAAGAGGAAACCGAAGCCUCCCAGCGAGCUGCAGAGGAUAGGGAUCGGGCUCGUGAUCUCGAUAGUCGCCAUGGUGAUAGCGGGCCUCGUCGAGCAACACAGACAGCAAUAUGCAAACAGGAAAGAAGAAACAAGCUCUCUCAGCAUUUUCUGGCAAACACCUCAGUAUGUGCUAGUAGGAGUAGCAGAAGCAUUUAUAUAUGUAGCUCAGUGGGAAUUUUUCGCAUCACAAAUACCUGACAGUCUGAAAAGCAUGGGCCUCGGUUUAUCCAUGUCCUCGUCGGCCUUGGGCAGUUACCUCUGCAGCAUUAUACUCAGCGUUGUGAUGAAGAUCACAACGAAGCAUGGGAAGCCAGGCUGGGUCCCACCAAAUUUGAACGACGGCCACUUGGACAGAUUUUUCUUCCUCUCUGCCGCCAUAGUCGCAGUCGAUCUCGUGCUGUUCAUUCUCUGCGCAAAAAGGUAUAAAGCCAUAGUGCUAGAAAAACGAGAGGAGAUAGACGCGGAGGGAACGCCUUUGAGUUGAAGCUAAGCAUUGUAAUUCAUCAUUCCCCAUGGGGCAAAAACAUACAAAAUCCAAAUGUAGCAUGAAAACAUUGAAACUGACAGGAGCUAUUUUGAGAAUUAAAAGGCAUUACUUGACUAAAUA
This is a messenger RNA of Ipomoea triloba (trilobed morning glory), 2064 nucleotides long. RefSeq names its product protein NRT1/ PTR FAMILY 7.3-like. The transcript has 5 exons. The record is from RefSeq and is a predicted model, not a curated record. Bases 97 to 1941 code for a protein of 614 amino acids. Gene Ontology annotation, cellular component: membrane. Lineage: Eukaryota; Viridiplantae; Streptophyta; Magnoliopsida; Solanales; Convolvulaceae. Gene Ontology annotation, molecular function: transmembrane transporter activity. Gene Ontology annotation, biological process: transmembrane transport.